UUAGGGAAGCAGAUGAAUCUGGCGGUGCUUGGAAGUGGGAGGAGUGGGGAUUUGAGGAGAGGGGAUUCGAAAUGGAGGAUUGUUGAUACUUUUGGAGCGGCGUCGGUGGAGCCGUGGUUGGCGGCGCAUGGAGAUCCAUCGAGAUGUAUUCUCCUUGGUGUGAGCUGUGGAGCAAACAUUGCAGACUAUGUAGCUCGAAAGUCAGUGGAGGCUGGAAAACUCAUCGACCCUGUGAAGAUUGUGGCACAAGUUCUCAUGUACCCUUUCUUCAUUGGAAGUGUCCCUACCCACUCCGAAAUAAAACUCGCAAACUCCUACUUCUUCGAUAAGGCCAUGUGCAUUCUUGCAUGGAGACUCUUUCUUCCUGAGGAGGAAUUUGACUUGGAUCACCCAGCAGCAAAUCCUCUAAUUCCCAAUAGAGGCCCUCCCUUGAAAUGCAUGCCUCCAACUCUCACAGUGGUAGCAGAGCAUGAUUGGAUGAGAGAUAGAGCAAUUGCGUACUCUGAGGAGCUUCGAAAGGUUAAUGUUGACGCGCCUGUUCUAGAGUACAAGGAUGCAGUCCAUGAGUUCGCUACGCUCGACAUGCUCUUAAAAACACCGCAAGCUCAGGCUUGUGCUGAAGAUAUUGCUAUUUGGGUGAAGAAAUAUAUAUCGCUUCGGGGCCAUGAGUUCUCAUAUUAGAUAGGGUAGGAUUGGGAUGUACUAGUUUUGAAUGUAAUUGUUAUUUUAUCCACUUUGUUAUGGCUCUUAGAUUUUAGAAUGUAAUCAUAUCUUUAUUUUUUUGUAUAAUGUAUGAUAUGAAGAGUAAGGUCAAUUGGAUCUGAGGCUGUUUCUUUUUCUCUUGAGAGGCCAUCGAGAGUGUCCAUUCUUUCUUUCUGUAUCCUGAAUAGUCUGUAGUAUAAUACUUGAGGAACCGGAGUUGAGAAUAUGAUUAAAGCUGUCAAUUUUCC
This is a messenger RNA of Asparagus officinalis (garden asparagus), 950 nucleotides long. Its product is annotated as probable carboxylesterase 11. The transcript has 2 exons. Lineage: Eukaryota; Viridiplantae; Streptophyta; Magnoliopsida; Asparagales; Asparagaceae. The annotation marks the transcript as partial. Gene Ontology annotation, molecular function: hydrolase activity. The record is from RefSeq and is a predicted model, not a curated record.